Molecule: messenger RNA, 339 nt
Organism: Prunus armeniaca (apricot)
Lineage: Eukaryota; Viridiplantae; Streptophyta; Magnoliopsida; Rosales; Rosaceae
Source: the annotation of a GenBank genome assembly
AUGAAGAAAACCAAACUGUCUACUUACUUUCUCUUCUGCGUGACAUCAUGUGUAGAUGGAAAUGUUGAGAUCUUCAAGGAAAAGGUGGAAAUAGAUGAAGCAAACAAAUGGGUAAGUCUUACCGCUUUGGAGGGAAAUGUGCUGGAGCAAUACAAAAGCUAUAAGAUCAUUUUUCAGGUCACUUCAAAAAGUGAAGGAGGAGGUCUGGUGAAAAUUACUAUACAUUAUGGAAAACUUAAUGACAACGAUCCACCUCCACAUAUCUUCGCUUUGCGAUCAAUGUUGUUCAUGAUAUGGAUGCCCAUCUUCUUAAAGAAUAAACGUACCAACCAAGAUUAA